Molecule: messenger RNA, 1352 nt
Organism: Aspergillus homomorphus CBS 101889
Lineage: Eukaryota; Fungi; Ascomycota; Eurotiomycetes; Eurotiales; Aspergillaceae
Exons: 4
Coding region: 1-1329 (442 amino acids)
Source: RefSeq, a predicted model, not a curated record
AUGUCCGUCGCAUAUCCAGAGGAAGAAUGCUUCUUCAAGCGCUCAACCCUGACUACCUCAACCUCUAAUGCCGAGAAACCAGAGCAUUUCUGCUCCCACAUGAUGUUAGAGUAUAUCUGGAACAGGCCAGCAUUUGUUGGGCCCGAUAGCUUGGGAAAAUUUGACCUCCACCACCACCCACGAGCCGCAUACAAAGCGCCUUACAAUGACCGAUACCGGCAGGCGAUGCAUGAUCUCUGUGUCAGCGGAAAUCGCUUUCGGGAUCAGGAAAAAGGUGGAUCUCUUGAGUCAUGGGUUAUGAUGAUGCCGAUGCCACAAUUGGCGAAGAGAGAGGACUGGCUUCUUAUUGAUCGUACGGCUUGCAUCCGUGCGAUUGACAUUCCCGUCGCGCAGCAGACCUCGGAGGAUUAUUCAGAACUAUGUACAUUUCUCCAGGUCAAUUUCGCCAUCAAAAGAGAUGCCAGUAUCAUGACCCAUCCCGAGAUCUGGAGUGUUGACGCUCGGGAUUAUCUCGUUGGCGAUGAUGAGCAAACAUUUCCACUUGACCCUACUAUGGGCCUGCUUCCGGACGGACGGUGGACGCUGGCAAUAAACAUCCACAGGCUUGUCAAUCUACUCUCGCGGCGUUUUGACAGCACCAUGAGAUCUAUUAUUCCCGUCGCAGAUCUGGCUCUGAUGGUUUCUGAGGAAGUUCAGAAGAGUGCCAAGGAGCAGAGAGCAUAUUUGUCUGAAGGAUGGAUUGGCGGUUCUGGUGGUCUCUUUGGCUUUGCAUUUAGCGCGACGCAAUCUGACACCCGGUCUAUAAGUGAGACUACGACCCAGCCUCCGACGCAGCUGGCGACAACGACCAAGGCGGAGCCGGUAAAGGCCGCGUCACCAGAGGUGCUCAAGAAAUACGAGUCAAUCAGGAAAGUCAGGUAUUGGUCACUUCUGAAACCUGCAUCGGCGCCAGCUCCAGCUCCAGCGCCUAUCAAAACAAAGUCUCAGCCACCCAAGGAAGACGCGCCUCCUAGCAUAGAGAUAGUCAAAGAAGUGCCAGUAGCACCUGAUGUACCUUUGAAGGCACCUCCGAAGCUCUCUCUCGAAGAACUGAAGCCAAGUGCAUCUUUUCAACCCGCUACCCAGGCUCUGCUCAACUCAGGAGAUGCUUCAGCCACAACGGGUAAUGAAGAUGACGUUGCUGGCGAGGUCCUCGAAGAGAAUUCCCAGGAGGCAUCGGACCAGCCUGAAGAGUCCUCCGCAAAUUUCUAUGACUGGUUGACUGACUAUCUUGGAGACGAGCUUUGGUUUGAGGAGGAAGAUGAGGGAGAGGAGGAGGAGGAGAUAUAGGCAAUGGGAUUUAGAUCCAUAUC